AUGAAGUUAGCCGUCUUCAGUGCCAAAUCAUACGACCGCACUUAUCUAGACCAAGUGCGCGAUCAGCACUUCGCCUCGCUAUGCACCAUUGACUACCACGCCUUCUCCCUAUCAGAAGAGACCGUGCCACUCGCGCGGGGAUGUGACGCCGUCUGUGUCUUCGUAAACGACAAUCUAGAUGAACCGGUGCUGAAAGCCCUCCACGCCUACGGGAUCCGUGCCAUCCUCCUCCGCUGCGCAGGCUUCAACCAUGUGAAUCUCGCAACCGCAGAGGAGCUAGGCCUCUUCGUGGCGAACGUCCCGGCCUACUCCCCCGAAGCGGUGGCGGAGUUUGCCGUGGCGCUGAUCCAGACGCUAAACCGCAAGACACACCGCGCAUACAACCGCGUCCGCGAGGGCAACUUUAACAUCGAAGGCCUGCUGGGGAAUACACUGCAUGGCAAAACCGUAGGGAUCGUCGGCGUGGGGCGGAUCGGGCUCGCCGCCGCGCGAAUCUUCCACGGCUUUGGAUGCCGGCUUCUAGCGCACGAUCCGUUCGCCGGGGACGAGUUCCGACAGUAUGGGACCCUGGUCGAUCUGGAGACCCUGUUGAAGGAGAGUCAUAUCGUCAGCCUGCACUGUCCGCUUACAGACAGCACAAAACAUCUUAUCAAUGAGGAGACACUGGCGAAGAUCAGACCGGGGUCAUUGUUGGUUAACACUUCGCGCGGGGGACUCAUCGAUACCACGGCUGUCGUUCAGGCACUGAAGACACAACAGCUGGGCGGGCUGGCCUUGGAUGUGUAUGAGGCAGAAGGCGAGCUCUUCUACAAUGACCAUUCAGGCGAGAUCAUCGAGGACGAUGUCUUGAUGCGUCUUAUGACCUUCCACAAUGUUCUGAUCUGUGGCCAUCAGGGGUUCUUCACGCGCGAGGCACUGUCGGAGAUUGCCGAGGUCACGCUAGGCAAUCUAUCGGAUUUUGUGGCUGCUCGUUCGUGCAAGAACUCCUUGGUUACAGAGGGACAUGUAUUGGUUCGUCGGGAUACAGAGCCCGUACGAUUGUAG
Penicillium arizonense is the source of this 1044-nucleotide messenger RNA. RefSeq names its product 2-hydroxyacid dehydrogenase. The coding region runs from base 1 to 1044 and encodes 347 amino acids. The record is from RefSeq and is a predicted model, not a curated record. The transcript has a single exon. Lineage: Eukaryota; Fungi; Ascomycota; Eurotiomycetes; Eurotiales; Aspergillaceae. Gene Ontology annotation, molecular function: NAD binding; D-lactate dehydrogenase (NAD+) activity.